Molecule: messenger RNA, 1965 nt
Organism: Trichoderma atroviride IMI 206040
Lineage: Eukaryota; Fungi; Ascomycota; Sordariomycetes; Hypocreales; Hypocreaceae
Biological process (GO): amino acid transmembrane transport
Cellular component (GO): fungal-type vacuole membrane
Molecular function (GO): L-amino acid transmembrane transporter activity
Source: RefSeq, a predicted model, not a curated record
AUGUCGAGAUCGCGACGACGAGCUGGCAAAGAUGGCCGUGGUGGACAAGCCAGCAUGGUCAGCAGCAUUGUCAAUCUGCUGAAUACAAUUGUUGGGGCCGGCACACUUGCCAUGCCCUCUGUCCUGUCGCACAUGGGAAUAAUGCUCGGUGUGCUCCUCAUGGUCUGGUCUGGCUUGACCUCGGCCUUUGGUCUCUACCUCCAGUCCAGAUGCGCGCGCUACCUCGACCGCGGAAAAUCCUCCUUCUUCGCCCUGUCUCAGCUGACAUAUCCCAAUGCGUCCAUCAUUUUUGAUGCCGCUAUCGCGAUCAAGUGCUUCGGCGUUGGGGUCUCCUAUAUGAUUAUUAUCGGCGACCUCAUGCCCGGAGUGGCCUUGGGCUUCAACAGCGCCGCUGAUAGGAUUCCGUAUCUGGUGGACCGAAACUUUUGGAUUACUGCCUUUAUGCUUCUCGUCAUCCCUCUGAGUUUCCUCAAGAGGCUCGACUCGCUCAAGUAUACCAGCUUGGUUGCUUUGGUUUCGAUUGGAUAUCUUAUCAUUCUGGUCAUCUACCACUUUUCCGUCGACCCCCACGCCAGCCCAGACAAUAUUCGGGUUAUCCAGCCGGCUGGUGCCGUUGCGACACUGAGUGCAUUGCCAGUGGUUGUCUUUGCUUACACUUGUCAUCAGAAUAUGUUCUCCAUAAUCAACGAAAUUAACGAUAACACCCCGUCUAGCCUGGUGAGAGUUAUCGCGUCCAGCAUUGGGUCCGCAGCAUCGAUUUACGUCCUGGUGGCCGUUACUGGAUACAUCACUUUUGGUAACUCCAUUGUCGGAAAUAUCGUAUCCAUGUAUCCUACCGGAGUUGCUUCGACCAUUGGAAAAGCUGCCAUCGUUGUCCUUGUCCUGUUUUCCAUUCCCUUGCAAGUCCAUCCUUGCCGAGCUUCCGUCGACGCUGUUGUCAAUUGGCGACCUAGCAGGGGCAACUCGAACGGCGGCCGUGCUGGUUCCCCUCUACUAAACUCGGCACCAGUGCAACGUGGUGAUCACGGCAGCACCGCGCCAAUGUCUGAUCUUAGGUUUGCCCUCAUCACUACGGUUAUCCUUACUCUGGCCUACAUCACGGCUCUUUCAGUGAGCAGUCUAGAUCGUGUUCUUGCCUUCGUUGGUAGUACAGGAUCCACGUCCAUUAGUUUCAUAUUACCGGGUCUCUUUUAUUACAAAAUCAGCGAUCCCGAUAGUAUCCAUCACCAGCGCUUGGCCAAGGAAGACGAUGACAUGGACGGCUCUGACGACUCUGAAACCGAAGAUACGGGAGCACUCGCCCAGAGCACUCACAGCAUCGCUAGCGCGGCCAGUGCCACGAGUAACCGCAGCCGAAAUGCAUGGCGGUCACGCAGAAGAUGGCGAUGGGACUUGGAACACGUUGAUCACAGUCUUUUACGAAAGAUGGCAUUGGCGCUAGCGAUAUACGGAAUGAUAGUGAUGGCGGUUUGCCUUACUAUGAAUAUUUUCUUCGCCGUCGGUCAUUAACCAGGGCUUGGCCAGACACCUUCAUUUUACAACGAAAGAAAGAGCUCGCCUCUCUCUUAUCCUUUCACUCCUUUCUUCCUCUCUUUUAGAGAGGCCCUCUUAUUUUUGCCUAACAACUCAUACCGCAGACGUUGGUGCCCUGUUUGGUGUUGUCAUUGAAAAUGGCGUGCAUGGAGUUAUAGAUGAAAGGGGUCACUUUGGCGUUGCUUGCUUUUUUCUUAUAUGAAGUCUUGGGUAUAUCGAUGACACAGCUUUCGAUAUUCGUCCAACGAAAAAUCCCCUUAUAGCGGACUGUAUAAGUUAUUUCCCUGGCGAUGGAAGUUUUUCGAUAUCGAUAUGGAAGCGCUAUACGUCUCAGCGGGGGCCAGAAAUGUACUCUGAUAUGAGCCACUAGAGAGAAGACGAUAGGAAUAUUCUUAGACUGGUAUGAAUAGUGACGAGGUAUAAAGAUAUCGC